UGUCGGUAGCGGCCUAUGCCUUCGAAUUUAUUGUUUAUUCAAGUUUAAUCUUAUUGCUUAUAAUUCGGUACAUAGGUAGUGGAAUAAAAUCAGGACAUGUAAAAUUAUUAAAGUGCUUAUUUGUUCGUGCAAUUUAAUUUAAUAAGUUUACAUUGGCCGGGGAAAUGAAAAAGGAAAAGCAAAAAAAAAAUUAAGUAAUGUGCAAUGAAAGAAACACCACAUACCCAAAAUCAUGUUCAACAUAGAAUCCUACAUAACUCCCAUACUGCUCAGCUAUGUUGAUAAAUAUGUACGAGACUUCAAACCAGCCGAUGCACAGGUGUCACUAUGGGCGGGCGGGGUGACUUUGCACAAUUUAGUAUUAAAAGCAGAUGUACUGCAAAAGGAAGUGGCUCUGCCGUUCACCCUCGUCUCUGGCCGCAUACACGAGCUCCUCAUUCAAGUACCAUGGACCAAGAUUAUGUCAGAACCCAUUGUUGUCACCAUCAAUACAAUAGAAUGCAUACUCAGUCUCAAUCCCCCUUCACCAGAAGAGAGUCCACCUCCAGAAGCACCCAGGACGCAAGUAGUAGAAGCUCCUCCGGGCUACAUGCAAGCGCUUGUCCGUCGGAUCGUUAGCAACAUAUCCGUGCGGGUCCACUCGCUGAUCGUGAAGUAUGUGCACGAUGAUAUUGUGCUGUCCCUGAAUGUUAAGCGGCUGGCCGUGGACAGUGUGGGCGCUGAUUGGCAGCCGCAGUUUGCUGAUAUAGAUCAAGUUGAGCCAGUUAUCAGGCGGCUGGUUCGUUUGGAUGACUUAACGUUGUGCCUCGACAAAAGUGAUUCUGAUGGAAAAAUACGUUUUUAUCAAGAACCCCUGCUAUAUAGAUGUCAAUUAGACCUCCGAGUAUUAACGCGUCUAGUAUCCGCCAAUACGCGUCGAGCACGCAGUCUCAGCGUCCAAUUGCGUUCGAGCCGGCUCGCGUGGGGCGUGACCAGUGAGCAGCUCGUGCUGCUGCUGCGGCUGCUGAAGGAGCGCUCACUGGCGGACACCAAACCCCCCUCGCCGGUGCCCAAAGCGCCGAGUGUCCAGCUGGCGCCGUUGCAUUCAGUAUCAUCCAACUCAGCUGAACCAGCACGCAGCGAGAGCUGGUCCGAGUGGGCGUGGUCAUGGCUGCCCACGUGGAUGGACCGCGAGGGCGUGGAGGAAACACCCGCACCAGCUGCGCCGAUACCGAUUGCGUUUACGGCUUAUUUGGAACACGUGGCGCUGGUGUUUAAGGUGAUGGAAGUAGAAGGCGGUCGCAAACGUGCGCGCGGUGUUCUAGAAGUUUCCGCAACAGAUGCAGUAGUUAAGAGCUCAGUGUGCUCUCCCACAACUUUACGGGUACAGUUCGGUGCUAGAGAGUUGGCGCUAGUGUCGCACGGCCGCUGCGUGUGCGGGCACGUGGGCGUGGAUGCGUUGAACGAAGCACCGACCAUAUACCUCAGUAAAACGGGUGACCACGAUGAAGAUUGGUGCUGGACGGACGAGGACUUCAGUGAUCACAAGAUUGAGCUUGGAGUCGCUGCUGAUGAGCAGCUCGGAGAACCACUGCCUACUCAAUCGGACAACGUACCAGAUUCUCAAACAGAGCAGACUCAAGACCAAAUACCAACAGAAACGGAUGAAGCAAAAGAAACCUUCUGGACCAAAAUGGCGCCUGUUAUUUAUGUAGAGUACAACCAUGAUAGAGUGCCCUCUGACAGACUUGUUAAUCCGUAUGAUAAUCCACCACGGGACUUUGAAUAUAGUGACUGGGUGGAAGACAGCGUAAUGAAGAUAGCUGUGAGUCCAAUGUGUGUUCAAGUGUCUACUGGCCUGAUACAUCGGCUUGGCGUUAUAAGGAAUGCUUUGAAUACUGUGCCAUUGUUUAAUGAUGAAGAUCCACCAACACGCACGCUAACUGUGGAAGAAUGCGACGCGCUAUCCGAAAACCUUCCACAACGUCGUAUAGGUAUAGAGAUAGAGGGACUCACUAUAAGGUUGAUGCCCUGGGAUCACUCGCAAAAUGAUAAGCCUCUAGAAUCAUCCAUAGUACUUGAUGUGGAUCUGCCAGAAGCGGUGCUCAAUGUGGCCGCGCCUUUGUAUCCUUUACGGGUAUGCUCCGCAGCAUCCCAAAUGCCAGAAGACACCGGACCGCUCUGGCAAGCUGCUCGCCUCCAUAUAUCUGGCUCUAUAACCGCACUACAAGCUUCACUGAUCUCACUAGUGGAUGACAAGUCAAGACCCUGCGCACGCGCAGACGUUCGCUUCGUUACGCAUUCGCUGAUGCAUAGGAAUUACUUCGCGGAAGAUAGUGUGGCGUUCAGCUAUAGUGUUAAGAUACGUGAAGCAAUAGUGUGCGGCUCUUCAGCGCGUUUACAAGCGGCCUGGUACAUUCCUAUAUCUCUGUUCACUCAGAAAAUAUCUAUGCCGCUAAAACACACCACCGUUGCUAAGGAUGCUUUGACUGAUGAAGAAUCCGUAGCGUUAGAGCUGACACUAGAAGAGCUAUCGUUGCGGGGCUACAUAACGAAAAACAUACAUACACACAUUGUGACAUUACAUUCAGUACGAGCUACCGCGCAUCAUGCACCAAUUGACGACGAGGAGAAACAAGCUUGGUUGCUUUCGGGCCCUGAUAUGCCCACGACAACACCGUACCUUCGUAUUGCGUUUCAAUGGUGCAAAGAGCCGACAUCAAACGCGUUAGAUUAUAUCGGCAUAUGGCUGGAACCUAUGGCCUUAUGUGUCGAUCCGUUGUUCGUAGCCUGGCUUGGAUAUAGGCCGAAGGUUAAGAUUACAGAAUCACGAUCGCAAACGUCUAAUCUGAAAAUGUCUUCAUCGCAGUAUUUAUUGAAGCGACGAACGACUCCACCGUCAAGCGGUAGAGGUGGUAGCAGAUCAGGGUCUGGAGCGGAAGUCCACGUGAGGACUCGCAGCGUGGAGUCCAGCAGCGAGAGGAGUGAUAAGAAGGAGCCUAAGCCUAAAGCUCCAAGUCCGCCGCCCGACGUGUGGUGGUCAGAAGAGCGUUUACUCCACUUGCACGCUCGCCUCAAGCGCAUGCUAGUGACGUUCGAGUGCGGAGUGGUGCUGGUGUACGUGACAGCGGCUAGCGCGAGUGCGGUGCACUGUGCGACCGCGCGCGAAUCGAUCGAGCGGCACGCGCUAGGGCUCAACCGAGUGCUGGCUCUGAGUCUCGGUCGCUGGUCUAUACAUUCCAAUUCCUCAAUGAAGCAUCUCUGGCAAGAAAUAAGGCACGAUGGACCUACAUUUCUUUCAACAAAAAGCGAAGACAUAGGCGAAUCGUUUCCCUGGAAGAUACGUAUCGCGGACGUGUCCUGCUACACACUAGAGGUUCGCGCGGCCACAGAACGUUCUGGCAACGAAAAAUCCGCCAGUGGACUGCGGUCACAGUUGAAACCCUGUCCAGUGGCCAUGCCCAGGACAGUGCUCGAACUCGUGACCACCACGAUCACGCUGUCCGUGGUCACUAAGUCGCUGCAAAUUAAGACUAUACCGAGGAAAAGUGAGGUUAAGAAACAAACGGAUACGAGUAAAGAGGAUGAGAAAGUGAAGUUCUUCACGGGUGGCGUUGAUUUCAAACCAUCUUCGUUGAAAGAAUUCGUUCGUGGGCCGGCUAAGCGGAAAAAACAAAGCAGUCCUGAGCCAAAAGAGCCGGAACCGGCGCCAGAAAGUGUGGAAAGCAAUAUAAAAACUGGUCCCAUCGUGACUCUGGGGGUUAACAUUUAUGCCGACACUCCGCCUGUUACUGUACGCGUGGAUAGUGACCAAGUACACAUGGUUGUGGUUGCGAUACAUUGUUUCACGCAUGUAUUGAAAUUGUUACGGCGACCACCCUUGGCUAUCCCGAAACAGAGUUUUACAUCAACGGGUGGAUCGCGAAGAUCGUUUAUAAGGUCCGUGUCAGAAAUGGAUGAAGUGAGAAGCCUCUCUGAGGAGACGGAGAGUGGCAACCCUUCUGAACUUAUAUCGAUAUUCGAAGCGCAUCCAGAGAGAGAACCGAUAAAAAUGAAGACGUUCUUCUGGUUCCAAUGGGUGGUGAGCCACGCUUCCCUGGUGUUCACGACGCCGACGUCCAAGCUUAUUUUCGAUAUGGAUGACGUCAUCAGCAGCGUCGACCUGCAGGAGCACUACAACCAGUUCAAAGUGAAGGUCGCCUCUGCGUUCGUGAAGCACUUGGACCGUACUGGCAGUGACGAAUGGACGCCCGGAGUGCUCGAUGGCAGAGUGUUGGAAGCUCGAGAGCCAACUAACGCAAAGGAAGAGAGUCACUUCCUCGCUGUCACUAUAACACAAGCUUUAAUAUCCAAUUUACCUGCUAGCUGGAAGGAAGAACUACAUCCGAAACUUCUAGAACAAAAUGCAAAAGAAGAUUGCAUGUGGGAGAUUUACGCGACUCUAGCGCCACUAGAAGUUGUAUUACGACCGAUUGUUCUAGAACAAAUCGUGUGCUUACUGAGAGAUUUGGCGCCUAAAUCAUACUGUCCUUUGAAAAACGAGGAAACCAGGCAAAGCCAUUGGCAAUGGCCGUUCUGCUACGUGACAGCGGGAGGCUUGCGUCUCUUACUGACUGAUGACAUCAUCACCAAUGAUGAUGACACCAUUAUGUUUAUUAUCGGCAAAGUAACAGUUAAUCCACACCCUGAAAAUCCUAUAUGCAGGCGUGUAGUAAACCCCGGCACGGAAAACACGUGGACGACAUCAGGCAUAGGAAUGGAGGGUCGCCAAUACGAGAUCCUCUUGAAGAAUAUAGCAAUACGAUCCGCUAGGUUCAAACAACUUGUUAACCAAGAGGCAGUUGAAUCAGAAAUACUAAAGACUACUGGCGGUGAGAAUCCGGCCUUAAAAUGGAGUCAGCCCGUGGUUUCGCCGUGUAUUACACCAGUAUUGCAUUCCGUGGACGUAAGUUGCGUGCUUGCGCCCGCAUUUUUCCACUGCGGGGCGCUAGCGUGCGGGCCCGCGGUUGAAGUGAACCUUGUAACAGACUGUGCCAUAGAGCUCAGCGUGGAUAGACUCGGCGUGGCCUUGCUCAUAUUGGAACACGUGACUGCUGCUUUGGAACCCAAGGAAAAUUCGACCGCGCUUAUAGAGGACGGUGUAUGUCCGUACGUAGAGGUUAUCAUGGACCAAAUGAGUCCAGAUAACUCGCCCACUGAUAGCGACGCUACUAUAUCUGAGGAAACAACAAAAAGCGCACCAGAACUAAGCCGUGGCUUCAUGGCCGACUCAGGAAUAGAUACAGUGACUUCGCAAUCGACGUUCAAAUUUGGUCGGAGGGAACCGUCUGCGCCUUUGAAGAAAUCUGUGUCCAUUGCCUUCACUGAUUAUAACGCAAAAGCAUCAGACUACCUAGAGCUGUUCGUAACAAUGGGCGCGAUAGAUAUAUCUCUAUACGCGAACGACACGGGUUCCCCGGAACUAACGCCACUCCGCAGUCCCGGGUCGUACCGCCCGCCGCCCCGGGAACAGGCGGACGAGCCUGUGCUUAAGGUUGUAAUAGACGAGAGCAAAGAGGCCAAAAAGGAAGACGCUCAAAGUUCAGCGACGGCAAGCAAAAGUCUGACAGAUACGAUACGUCAUGCCGAUCUCACUCAGCGCAAGAUUGAUCUCGCUAAUGUUCUACCGCUCGCUCGUAAAACAGAAGGCAAUUUACCACUCUUACAUGUGACAAUGCAUCAGCCGAACUUGUACUACUGGCGACGAAAGACCAACAGAACUAUACAGAUAUCCCUUUUCAACUUGUGGGUCGGUCUCGGCGGUGGGCAAGCGGACACACAGUGGCACUGUCCAUUAUUUAGUGCGGCGAAAGGCACAGCCGAUCCCGUCACGGAUAUACCGCCCGCGCUUGCCACGCUACGGGUUGAACUAACGCCUGGUAACUACGGCAGCAAUUCAAAUUCACGUGGCUCAGUGCAAUUGGACGUAGAGCGACCUUUACUUUUCGAAGUGUCUACCGACCGACUGAUACGGCUCAAAGGAAUAAUGAAACUGGUAAAUAAAAAUCUUCCGCAACGCAAAAAUGACUCACAAAGCCGCGCACCUAAAGUUCCUGUGCUGUACAAAUUAAGAAGAUUUAUGGUCCGCAACAGCAUAGACAGCAUAAUAGCGCAAACAACCCAAGUGGCCGUGCGCGGGGAGUGGGGUGCGGCAGGUUGGGAAAGUGCCAGCGCUCAGUUGGCCGCCGGCAGCAAGCCGGAGCGGUUGUGCUGCCGUGCGCUGUUCACUGCGUUGCUGGCUACUGCCGGUGCGCCCAGUGACAGGCGGCAUGUGCUGCUGCAGCCGAUGGUGGCCGGUAUACGGCUAGACGCAACAUGGGAAUCAUGGCGUCGUGCUGAAGGUGGACUAGCAGCUCGUGAACCCAACAUUCGUCUGGCAGUAGAUCUAGACCGUAUGGGAAUAGAUGUGAGACCUGAAGAUCUGGCCGUCAUAGCUCAGUUAAGAGACAUUCUGAAAGAGCUUGGACAUGACACUGAAGAAAUAUAUAGCGAGAAAAUCGAAGCAUUCGUUCAACAACCGGGUACUAGCGUCUCCGGGCUGUACCAAUCCGCCAGCGUUCAUCAACCGUCCGUCAUAUCCAUUGAGGGCAGAGAUAGUACCGAUCAUAAUUAUUAUAAGGACGAUUUAAGGAGUGGAGCAUUCAAAAUAAUAUCUGGUGGUCAGCUACCAAUGGCGUACCAGAUAAUGCUGCAAGGUGACUCCGUAUCAUGGAGGUAUCCCCACCCCAGAGCUAUCACCAGACUAAUAGCCUUCCCUCUACCAGGCCAGGAAGAAGAAAUAGAAUGCGUGCUGGAGUUAUACAGUCCGUUACUAUGUCGCUGGGAAACACACACCUGCUUCAAGUUGCCGAUACAUGAGCAAAGGGAAUUGAAACUGAACGUUAGGGCUAAUGAUGCAGUAUUUGCUUUAAUGUGGCGUGUUAGAGUUUGUUCUCACUCGGAUGCAAAUGCACCGCCGUUCGAGUUUGAUAUGAGGAAGUUUAUGCCCAGUCGAGAUCCAAUGUCAUACGACCAGCCGCCAAUAUGCGACUAUUACCAGAAGACAAGUACAAUAACUGGCGAACAGUUAUCAGGAGUACUCAGAGUGGAUUCCUACUUUGCACCAAGACUCUUGCCGAGGUUUAGAUUGGCUCUGCGCAUGGCCUGCCUCGAGUUUAACGUGCAUAACGCUCUGCCGAAGAUUGAUAGGGAAGCGAGUAAUCUAGAAGGUUAUUACGUGUCACGUCCGCUGUCUCGCAGUCACCGCACGUUGAGCGUGCGCGUAUCGGACGCGGCGCUGCAUUUGCUAAUUGCGUCUUCGCCUAGAAUUAUCUUUGAUGCUAAAUUGUCGGGCGACAUAAUAGACAGUUCUACGGGUGCAAUGGAGCAGUUCGUCGAAGAGUUUCGUACCCAGGGUAUCGUCGAAAUGGUAACAGAACCACGGUUGCGAUUACGCGCAAGUGAUAUACGUGCGGCGUUACAUUUGCAACGCGUGUGCACGCUACGAGCGCUCGUGGACGACUGGGAGGAUGCGUACCAUCGGUCGCUGAACCGUUCGAAAACAAAAGGAACCGAACACAAACCCCCAAAGGCAUCUUUGGACGGUCUCAUCUCGCUUUGGGUGCAUAACAACUGCGCCAUUGCGCUAAGAAUCGGUCAGGAAGGCACCGAAGAGGUUAUACCACUUGGUCCGGGAGUCAGUUUGGCUUACAGAUGGCGGUCAGCUACGGCUCCGAAAAUGUUAAGAUUCGCUUUAGCUGGUCCUUCAACAGAAUGGCAUUGGUCUACUAGCUUACCAUUCACUGGGGGAACUAGACGCGUUCGGCUAGAAGACGCAGAAGAUCUUGUAACAGACUACAGGGGGGGGAUGUCGCUAUACGUGCGUGUGGGGGAGACCGGGGCGAGACGGGAUAUGUACCUCGCUGGAAGGCUGCUGGUGGUCAAUAUGCUGCGGUUGCCUCUGUUGUAUAAGGUGCGCUCUCUACGUUCAAGUCAAAACACGUGGCAGACGAUUAGUUCUGGCGAAUUGCAACCCGAGACAAUCGGCUGGAGCGUGCUCUGCAAUAGUGACUCUGAAUCUGUUCUCAAACUGAGAUUCAAUUCGCAAGAAUCCGGCUGGUCUGGCGAUAUACCUUUGAAGGAGUGUCGCAAGGAAAAUGUGCCUUGGUUGGUCAAAGUACCCAACACAGGCGAUGUGCCAUACAUAUCAGUGUGGUGUCGUGUAGUGCGCGCGCGCAGUGAUGGACGCAUUGUAGCUACGAUAUGGCCGUUCUAUGUACUCACGUCUCAUUUACCGCUGGAUACUGAUGUAUUAAUAUCAUCCGAGCUCAGUCAAGCGGAGCUCGAAGACGGCCAACUACCCGCCAUAGUGCAGACGGCGCCGGGUCGUGGAGCUAGCACUCACCUCUCAGCUCCUGGUACUACGUCAGCUAGACACACGCUGUCUUUUCAAUACAGAAACAUCGAUUGUCCGGUAACACGUGAUGCGGUGCCGCUGCACUACGGCGUCACAGACACGUCUGUAUUCGAGAAGCCCACUAUAACUAAUACUGUGGACGAAUUAUUGGAUAUUUUACGGCAAUGGUUAAAUGGUUCAGCGCGUGACGCAAAAACAACAUGGCCGUACUCCAUAGUGACCAGCCAUUGGCCGGGAACAUGGCAGCCGGCGUUGCUGCAGCCUCGAUGUGAUAUUAAUGUCCGCUACAACCCCGUCCGGGCUGGGGGUGGUUGUUCACUAGAACUACAAGUGUGCCCCGUGGUGUUGCUCGCGAACGCGUCGCCGAUAGCGCUCACGUUGCGCGCGUAUGACGCGGCGCCGCUGUGCAAACUGGAGCCUGGUGUUGCUAUAUCCCCGCCUACUAUCAUACUCAAGAAACCGUUCUUCAUGUCAGUGGAGAUGGGUCGCGAGACGUUCGUGAGCGGUCAGCUGGAGGUGUGCAGCGAGGAGCCCGGGCGGUACGGCAGGCCGGCGCCGGGCCGCGUGGCGGUCGACCGGCCCGCCGCCUGCGCUAUACACUGCAACCACAAGGUUGCCUUACUUACUCUUUACUAUGAAAUAAAAGAAGAUAUAAAUGUUCUCGGAGUUACUUCUACCUACAUCAUCAUUAAUAGGCUACAGACUGAUAUUCUGGUAUCCGCCAUCGCCAUGCCCAACGAAGCAGACAGCCACUGUGUGUUGCAGCCGAAGACAUAUAAAGUUGUGCGUCCGACUGAAGAGGGAAGCAUCCAUGGCACGCCGCUGUCCCGGUUCUGGGUGCGCGGGCGGUGGCGCGGCGGGCACGCGGAGGAGCUUCGCCCCUACGUGUGUGUCGCGCUGACCGGCGCUGCGCCCGCGGCGGCCGCGCCCGUGCGGCUGGCGGCGGAGCCCCUGCGGAGGCCCGUCGCGUUGAAACAGGAGGGGGGUGCUUCGGUACCGGUGGUAAUAUGUCAGCAGCAUCAUGAAGGAAGAUGGAUAGUAACAAUAGCUGAGGACCCGUGUCCACAGUUCCUGAUACAAAAUCGGACGGGAAAACCUCUUGCCGUCGCUCAGCCGAUGCAGUUUGAGGGAAGCCCCGAGGAGCCUAAACAGGGAAGACAUCGAAGUCAGGCAGCAAGAGAGUGUUCGGGCGCCCGCUGGUGGUGCACUGUGGAGGCAGUGUCGGGCACGCACUACUCCACGCCGGCGUACUGCGCGCGCUACCCGCCCGCGGAGGGGACCCGCCCCACGCUGCCGCUGCUCGUGGUGGGCGUGCCCAGAGAAGAACUAGACCCCGACUGGAGUCAACCAAUGGCAGUGGCGGAUGGCGAACAAUUGCUGCAGUUAAGCGGUGGACUCACGAUCAAAGUGCGUGUGCGCACGCAUCCGCACUCGACGCUCAUAGAGUUGCAGGAUAUUGAUCAGUUUGACAUAUCAGCAAGCGAUAUACGCCGCCGCCUGGUUGGUCCGUUUAUAGCUAAGGACUCGUUACCAACUUUUAAAGAGGUACAACAUGGCGAGGCAAGCUUACAACGCAUCACCGCUGAUGAUAAUCUGAUGCCGGAACCAUCUAGUAGCAGAACGGAUCCCGAAGACGCGCCUCUACUAUCAGUAGCGAGUACCACACAAUCACUUUCCUCGUCCAAAGUCAUCAAGGCUGACAAGAAAGAUAAGCAAGAUAUGAUAGUAAUGACUGAAAUAGACGCCUUAAAAGAUUCGUCACUCGCCAAGCUGUCGAGUGCUGUGCGAAAUGAUAUCAAUGCCGCGUUCGACAAACUUCAAAGUUCGGUAACAGUGGCUCACGAUGAAAAUACUGACAUGUCAGAAACAUCUAUCAUGUUGCAAGGCGUCACUGAUACAGAAUGGUCAGACAGCAGUCACAUGUGGUCCGAGAUUGACCGUAUUCGCUGCGUGAUAGACAGCGUGGCGAUCAGCGUGGCCGGUUCUGCGGAGGAGCUGCCUAUAAUGGCGUUGUACUUGCAAAGGGCUGCGGUUUCGUUGAAGGAUAAUGUUAGGAAAACCAAAGUCACCAUCUCCGUAGUCGACGUGCAAGUAGACAACGCGCAAUAUGAGGACGGGCAAUACGACUUCGCGGUGAUAGCUACCACCAGAGCAGAAACCGUUGACGGUGAUCCCUGGCCACCACUGUGGAACAUGGGGGAGGAGGACUUCGACAUGAGGCUGGAAGACGCCAGGCUCAUGGUGGUCACCUGCAACGAUAAGUGGAGCGUUGGUGGUAACAGCUUUAAUGAAUUAACAGAAAUAGAGAUGCGUAUAGGCCCGCUAGGUCUAUACAUAGAAGACGCCUAUGUUACCGCGCUAAUCAGUCUAGUCAGGGUCAUCCCCGGGAGGGAUAGAGGGAGUAUAGAAGGGAACGAAGGGACCGAAAUCGCGUUGGCUGAGGCGGCGUCGUUGCAGCGCCCUUUGAGGUUGAGGAAACUUCUCAUACAUCCGUUGGACUUGACACUUACGUUGCAUACUGCGGUGCGCAUGUACAUAGCGCUAGAUCAGAGCCCGUUGCGUCUGAGCGCUUUCCAGUUACAAGACGUGAUGACGUCACCAGGCCGUUUGACACACGCACUAACCGUGCACUACUUGUCCGCCGCCAUCUUGGGCGCUGGCUGGGUAGUAGGAGGACUAGAACUACUCGGCGCCCCAGGAGCCCUAGCAGCUCGUGUAGGCGGUGCGGGCGGAGGCCUACGGGGCGUAGCCUCAGCUGCAGCGGCGGCUCUACUCCGCUCGUUGAGUGCAUGCGCAGGAUCACUAGCGCGUAACCUGGAUCUGCUUGCAGGAGAUGAACAGCAUGCGAGACGGGCUGCGGCUGCUAGACGGCGACCACCACCGAGCCUCAUGGCGGGACUAUUUGCAGGCAUAACUAAUUUUGCCAUCAACAUACUCGGCGCAGUAGGUGGUCUAGCCCACCACCCACUAGUGGGAGUGGCGGUGGGUGAAACAGAAAGUGGGACAGCCGCGUUACGGAGAGGCUUAUUGGGUGCUAUUACCAAACCGUUGAGUGCUACAGCUGAUCUCGUUGCGUAUGCUGGACAUGGUCUGCUCACACAGACUGGGUGGGAUCCUGUGCCACAGCCCCGUUGGGUGGCGAAGCCCGAGCUCGAGGCGCAGGCCGGCGGCUGGCAGCGGGACUGCGUGCGAUGGACCUUCAGACUGUCAUCACUAGCUGCCUUCACCGGAUUCUCCGUGCUACUUGCUGAUGUUCAGCUGCACUUGCUUAUCACGCACAAGUUUUUGGUGAUUGCGGAACCUGAGUCGGAGCGUGUUAUAGAGAUGAUAGACUUCAAGUUAUGUACUUUGAGACCUUACGAGGGACAAAUUAUAGAGAUUCACGUUACACAAAGAAAAUAUUCAAGGAUGUCUGAAUCACGCGUGGCGCUAGAUGAAGACAAUGAAUAUCAGUUAAGUGCAGCCGCGAUGGCGCGCGUGGCUCGCUACACGGGGGCGGAGGCCCGUGCGGGGGCGGAGGCCCGGGUUCUAACACUACUGCCUGCUCCGGGGUGUGCGCAUGCGCUGUAUGCGGCUCUAGCGGCUGCGGUGCACCAUAACACGGGAGAUCAUACGGCUAUGCUCUAGAGGGGGUGAUAUGGAGGAUGGGGGGGUACCGGUGCAUCUGGUGGUCUAUAGGGGACCCGCUGCUCUAUAUUGGAUCUAGUCGCAGCUCUAACGGUGGUUCUAGUCGUGGUUAUAACCGCUGCUGUAAUUAGGCUCCACUUUUAGCUCUACAUGCUGCUCUAUAGGGGAUACAGUCGUGGUUUUUUGUGUAGAUCUAGUCGGGUCCGUUAGUCUCGCUAUGGUUCUACUAUGGCUCUACGUUCUGCUCUAGUCAUGGCAGUAUGCAUGACUACGUGUGGCUCUACUUGCUACUCUAGUCGUGGCUCUACUUGCUACUCUAGUCGUGGCUCUACUUGCUACUCUAGUCGUGGCUGUACUUGAGGCUCUGACUACUUCUCUAGUCCUGGCUCCAGCUACUACUCUAGUCGAUGCUCUACCAGCAGUGUUAACUCUACACUUAUAAAUGCCAACGUUACUGGCUCACACCUGAUGCUCAGACGAGACUACAAAUUAUGCACAUAUUUUAUUAGUUGAAGAAACCAUAACUUCAGUACUGUUGCAUCAAUACCAGCUAAGACUCGGGACUCUACAACUACUAGCAGCACCAACAACUCCAUAUGCUGAAGAAUUCAUAACAACGACUCUUAUAGUGCGGGGGCGAACUAGGUAUAAUUUCGACUAGAGCAAUGACAGAAUUUUCUCAGAAUAAUAUACGAAAUUCGUCUUGAUUCGCGACCAUACUUUAUUACUCAUAUUAUAAUAACUGAAAGCUCCCAAUAACCCUUGAAUUAUUCUAGAUUUUGAAUGUGAAACACGUAACAGUGAAUACUGAAAAUUUUUGUUAAUUUUCGAAAAUUAUUCAGUGUUUCCUGAUACAAUCCUAUAUAUUGUAUAUAAAGUUCGUUUUACAGCAAUUCAUUGUAAAAAUGGUAAUAGGUAAGGAUAAAUUCGUAAUAAAAAAGAUUUUCUAAAACUUUAUACGUUCCAAAUUUUCUAUAUUUUUGUAUCACUUCACUUAAAUAUAAUUAUAGCUAGCACUUUUCUUUUAAAUAAUCAUCCAUUUACACUUUCUUCAU
Molecule: messenger RNA, 13095 nt
Organism: Colias croceus (clouded yellow)
Lineage: Eukaryota; Metazoa; Arthropoda; Insecta; Lepidoptera; Pieridae
Gene: Vps13B
Exons: 87
Coding region: 233-12040 (3935 amino acids)
Source: RefSeq, a predicted model, not a curated record